UCUUCGUCUUUUCUAACCUCUCGGUCACCUUUAACCUUCCCCUUUUUUCAAGUUUCGCGCAAUUUGGAUUUGUGGGUGUCUUUCGUUGAUGCGAGCGGAAUGCGAUGUAGGGUUCAGUGGUUGGAUGUUGAGGUAGCUAGUCGGUGGUGAUAAUCGUAGCCGUGUUUGCUUCGAAAUUGAGCCUGGGUUUGGAUGAUUGGAAGGUUGCUGGGGGAGUUCUAUCUUGGUUUGGUGGAGGAUUUGAACAGAGGUGGUGUGUGUGUGUGAGAGAGAGAGGGAGAGAGAGAGAGAGUGAGAGAGAGAAUUUUUGAAAGGGAGUGUGGGCUUUUUUUCAGGGUUUGAGUGACAGUGGGUUUGAGUCUGUGGUUGGAUGCUGGAUGUUUAUCUGUGAUCAUGGUGGGUGCCGAGGCAGUAUUACAGGGAGUGCAGGGUGAAGUCGAUGUGUCGGGGGUCGAGCCAGUGCCAUCGUCGUCCGCCAUUAAUGUGUUCGUUACGGGACAACCUGGGGUGGGGAAGACGUCGCUUGUCCUCAACGCAGUGAAGAAGCUGCCCAAGGAUGUAGUCGCAGGGUUUUACACGCUCGAAGCGCGAAAUCCCAAGACGGGAGAGAAGAUAGGUCUGGACGUGGAGACUUUCACCGGCGAGAGGGCGCCUCUGUCGAGAUUACGUCGGGGAUGCGGUCCGAAGGUGGGCAAAUACUAUUUCGCAUUGGAGGCAUUUGAGCGGACUGUGCUGCCAUUGCUGACUCCUAGCAAGGCAAUUAAGCUGCAUGUGGUGGAUGAAGUGGGACGGAUGGAGCUGCAGAGCGAUCAGUUCAAGGAAUCCUUGAUGGGGUUGCUGGCUUCUCCCCAGGUGGCUGUCUUUGGCUCCCUUCCAGCUUGUAGGUUUGGCCAUGAUCUCCCCUUCGUGGAGGCUAUCAAGCGGCGUCCGGACACUGCCAUCCUGACGCUCACGAAAUCCAACCGUGACGCGACAGCGUUGCAGGUCGAGGAUUUGUUGAAGGACAUUGUUGGGUCCACCACCAGCGCCGCUGCAGAGUCAAGUUUGGACUUACAAACGGGCAGCACUGGGUCCUCGAAUUCCUUGCGAAAAUUCAUUUCUGCAAACAUCUUGCCGUCUUCCGACGCUUUUGGGUAUCAUCUAGAAAGCGAGGAGCCGGCCGAGAAAAGAAGGAAAUUGACUCCGGAUCAAUUGCUUCUGUGAUGGAUUGAUCAUUGCCACCUGCUGCAGACGAUUCUACUUCUUUUAUGUCGUCCGAGUUUUAAAUCAUCUCUAUGGAGCGAGUGACAACCUGUUAGUGCUGGUUUUAUUGUGAUUGACGGAUCUGGCCUAGCGGACAUGGAGAGUGUUUUAGCCGCAGACGUUAAACCAUGCAAGUGUUAAGAUCCGCCCCAUCUACCAACACUUUCGUGUACAGGUCCUUCAUUAGCGUAGACAUUUUGUGGACCGGAAAGGAUGAUGAAAUCGAUAGAGCUAAAAUAUGUGUUAGAGAAUGAAUAUUGAUAAGGACGUAGUGAUCCAUUUUGAGAAUGAAUAUAGAUAGGGGCAUAUUGUGUCCAUCCUGUCGUUGCAGGCCCGUGGUUGUAAUUUGUUAACACCAUCUUGGUGUGGUUACAGACAUCAUGGCAGGGAGUCUCUUGAGAAGACACGCAAGGGGUCCAUGUCCUCGUGAUACCUUUCAUGUCCAGGCUCACACGCACCAUACGCUACGGAUUUUCAUAUUCAUUUUUGAGAAAUCUCAUGUACCCUUAACAGGGAAAACUUGUACACAAUGUCCUGAAUUUCUAGCCUAACCAAUUUUCUUCCA
Molecule: messenger RNA, 1807 nt
Organism: Physcomitrium patens
Lineage: Eukaryota; Viridiplantae; Streptophyta; Bryopsida; Funariales; Funariaceae
Source: RefSeq, a predicted model, not a curated record